Rhododendron vialii is the source of this 3230-nucleotide messenger RNA. Its product is annotated as subtilisin-like protease SBT5.3. The record is from RefSeq and is a predicted model, not a curated record. Bases 848 to 3169 code for a protein of 773 amino acids. The transcript has 11 exons. Gene Ontology annotation, biological process: proteolysis. NCBI's taxonomy places the organism in Eukaryota, Viridiplantae, Streptophyta, Magnoliopsida, Ericales, Ericaceae. Gene Ontology annotation, molecular function: serine-type endopeptidase activity.
AUAUAUAUAUUCUUUGGAAUUUUGGGUAUUGACAUGACUGCAUGAUUUGUCGUUUAUUCCUCGAAUUGGGUUGUGUUCAUUUACUAGGAUCCAGCUGGUUAAUGUUCUUGGUAGCUAUGCUUUCCUCUGUUUUCACCUUCCUCCGUGUGUUUGUUAAAAUGCCAAAGCUAAACUGAGGAACUGGAUGCAUGUACAACAUAUCACCUCCUUCUCCCAACUCAUGAAAGAGAGUAAUUAUUCAGCGCUCUUGGGGCACGGCCACGCGAUGGUGCUUCAAUCCCUCUACAACCACACAUUAAUGUUAGGCUAUGCAGAUAGUCUUCGGCCUGACAUCAAUGUGUGGUUGUGGAGCACUGAAUAAUUUUCCAUUGAAGGAGCCAUAAUCUCUUCUACUUUCAGGGUGUUUUUUCUUUUUGCUAAGUAAUUUCAGGGUGUUAGCUAGUCAGUAAGUUAGAUUUUACAAUCAGGCGCAUGCUCGAACUCCAAAUCUUCCCUAUAAACCUAAAGGGCACCGCCACUAAAUCUAACUCAACUUGACCAUAUUCAGCUGCCAAAUUGUUUAUGUGGGUUUUGUCAAGCAAUCUAUUUACAUCAUAAUACCAGAUUAUGUAAAGGUGUGCAGGGUCACAUUUACAUCACUCAUGACAUGUGUGUAUGAAUAUAAGUGUAUUAUAUAUAUGCACUGUUAUCUUGUAGCCAAGCACCAGAACAUUGUUCUUUUUCUACUCUCCUACCAAGAUAUGGAAUACAAAACUCAGUCCCACUAAAGGGGCACCAAUACAAAUAGAGCUCUAUAAGUAGAAAGAGAGGUCUGCCAUUUAAGAGCACUACCAAAAAGAGAGAGCAAAUGACACUAGAAAAUCCUGCUCCCCUUUAUAUCCUCUUAUCGUUUCUUAUUCUUUCCUCACUGUUGCAUAGACCCACUUUUGCCUGCAAAAAGUCAUAUGUGGUGUACUUUGGGGCUCAUUCACAUGGAAAAGAUGUCUCAUCUAGUGAUUUUGAUCAAGUGACAGAAUCUCAUUAUGACUUCUUGGGAUCAUUCUUGGGAAGAGAUGAGGCCAAAGAUGCCAUAUUUUACUCCUAUACAAGACACAUCAAUGGCUUUGCUGCAACACUUGAAGAUGAAGCAGCAGCUGUGAUUGCUAAGCAUCCCAAGGUAGUCUCAAUUUUCCUUAACAAGGGAAGGAAAUUACACACAACCAGAUCAUGGGAAUUCUUGGAGCUUGAGACUAAUGGUGUGAUACAUUCCAGCUCCAUUUCGAACAAGGCACGAUUCGGUGAAGAUACUAUCAUAGGCAACCUUGACACGGGUGUGUGGCCUGAAUCACAGAGCUUUAGCGAUGAAGAAAUGGGACCAAUUCCAUCAAAGUGGAAAGGAAUCUGUCAGAAUAAUGUGGAUCGUAGCUUUCAUUGCAACAGGAAGCUUAUAGGAGCAAGAUACUUCAGCAAAGGAUAUUCAGCAAGUAAUGGCAGUCUCAACUCUACAUUCAACUCGCCACGCGACACCGACGGCCACGGAUCCCACACAUUAUCCACAGCUGGUGGUAACUUCGUACCGGGGGCAAGCGUAUUUGGGUAUGGCAAUGGAACAGCAAGAGGGGGAUCACCAAGAGCUAGAGUAGCUGCUUACAAGGUGUGUGGGCCCCCAGUGGCUGGAAACGAGUGCUUUGAUGCAGAUAUACUGGCUGCCUUUGAUUUUGCCAUCCACGAUGGUGUUGAUGUGCUGUCGGUAUCACUUGGUGGUGACCCAGUCGCCUUCUUCAAUGACAGCGUGGCCAUUGGAUCACUUCAUGCUGUUAGGCAUGGGAUAGUGGUUGUUUGCUCAGCGGGGAAUUCUGGACCUGCCAAUGGCACUGUUGCCAACCUUGCGCCAUGGCAGAUUACAGUCGGAGCCAGUACUAUGGAUCGUCAGUUUCCUAGUUAUGUUAUUCUUGGCAAUAAAAUGCAUCUCAAGGGAGAAAGCCUUUCAACUAAAGCAUUGCCGAACAACAAGUUCUUUCCAAUUAUUAGCGCUGCGGAUGCCAAAGCUGCUAAUGCAUCAGCUGCAGACGCAAUUUUAUGCAAGGGUGGGUCACUGGAUCCUAAGAAGGUGAAUGGAAAAAUUUUGCUAUGCCUUAGAGGGGUUACUGAUAGAGUGGACAAGGGUGAGCAAGCUGCCUUGGCUGGUGCCGUGGGGAUGGUUCUUGCUAAUGAUGUGCUUUCUGGGAAUGAAAUUCUUGCUGAUGCUCAUGUCCUCCCUGCUUCUCAAAUCAAUUACACCGAUGGGGUUGCUAUCUUCAAGUAUGUCAAUUACUCAAGCAGGCUUCCAAUAGCUUACAUAACACGUCCAACAACUCAGUUACCCACAAAGCCAGCUCCAUUCAUGGCUGCUUUUUCAUCAUUAGGGCCAAACACCAUUACCCCAGAUAUCCUUAAGCCUGAUAUCACUGCACCGGGAGUUAGCAUCAUAGCUGCCUACACUGAAGCACAGGGACCAACAAAUGAAGUUUUCGAUACGCGUCGAGUCCUGUUUAAUUCAGUAUCAGGCACUUCGAUGUCAUGCCCUCAUGUUUCUGGCAUUGCUGGUCUUCUGAAGACCCUCUAUCCUAGUUGGAGUCCUGCAGCAAUAAGAUCGGCAAUCAUGACCACCGCACAAACACUGGACAACACUAAGGAGCCAUUGACAAAUGCAUACUACUCACCGGCAACGCCAUUCAACUAUGGAGCAGGACACGUGCAACCAAACCGCGCCAUGGACCCCGGAUUAGUUUACGAUUUAACCCCCAAUGACUACCUGAAAUUCCUAUGCGCACUUGGGUACAAUGAAACCCAGAUCUCAAUGUUAUCUGGAACUCACUAUACAUGUCCCAAGGCCAAUAUUAGUCUCUCUAAUUUCAACUACCCUUCAAUCACAGUGCCUAUGCUAAACGGCUCCACCACUGUGACUCGAACUGUUAAGAACGUUGGUUCACCGGGUACUUACAGCGUCAGUAUCCAAAACCCGGUUGGUAUAUCUGUUUCUGUUAGUCCAGAAAGAUUGAUGUUUCGAAAAGUUGGGGAACAGAAAUCAUUCAAGGUGAGUAUGAUGGUCGAAGAAGGCAAUAAACGUAGCGAUUAUGUAUUUGGACAUUUGACAUGGUCAGAUGCUAAGCAUGAAGUGAGGAGUCCUAUUGUUGUCAAGGCAGUCUAAAGACUGCAACAUUGUGAUAAUCAUCUUCACGUAUCAAAUUGACGUUUCAUUAUUCACCCAA